GCGAAAUUUUACGCAUUUGUCCCUUCCCUUUUGUUACUGAAGUUCGAGUAUUCCCGCGCCUAUAAAUACCCGCUAUUUGUUUAAAAUUUCAGCAACUAAAUGGCCAGUAGCAACAGGAAAUCCUUUAUUAUGGAUUUCGAUACGGAUUUCGGUGAGGAUAUGCAUGAGAAUCAACUGAGGUUGUUGCUCAGUUUGAUUCAGACUGGUGAGGGUCCUAGAGGUAUGUUGAGGGUCGACGUCUUGUUCCGAGCCUUAGCUGAGGAAAUCACAGCACGGCCAUGGCUGAAUGUUUUCGAGCAGCAACAGCAAUCCACUGACCCGCCAGUGACCUUUUUUCAUCCGGAUGGCUCACUUGGCAUUGCGGCUCCCUUACCUUGGGUAUCUGACCCGCCAUUUCUCUUUAUUCAUCCGGAUGGCUCGGUUACCAUUGCGGAUCAGUUAUCUCGGCUACCGGUCCCAGGGCCGAGGCAUGACAGAGGAGGAGGAAGCUUUUGGGUUGCUGUCUUCAUUCUUUGGGAUUCAAUUGGAUAUUAAGCUGCUCAUUAUUAGGCUGGCAAGCGGUUCUGGCAGAUUGGUGGUUCGCAAGAUGUCAAUAGGCUAUUUUUUGAUUUCUGAUUCUUCAUUUUCAACUGGCAGAUUGGUGGUUCGCUGGGCUAAUUUUUGAUUUUUGCUUCUUCAUUUUCAACUGGCAGAUUGGUGGUUCGCAAGUGUUUUCUUGAUUUUUGAUUCAUUGUAAAGAAUAUCAUUUUCAGAUUGGUGCUGUGUACUCUUCAGUAGAGAUAUACUAAUUAAUUUGAUUCUACGUGUAAUAGAUUGGUGCUUUGUAGUCUUUA
Molecule: messenger RNA, 833 nt
Organism: Amborella trichopoda
Lineage: Eukaryota; Viridiplantae; Streptophyta; Magnoliopsida; Amborellales; Amborellaceae
Source: RefSeq, a predicted model, not a curated record